GAAACUAAUACUGAAUCUAGACUUGAAAUUUCAUAUUCAGAGUUUCUUUUAACUAACCCUUCUGUAAAUAAAUUAAAUAAAAAAUUUGAAAAAGCAAACAGGCAAAUUCAACAAGUUGAAGAUCGUAGAGCACCAGUUAACUUUACCAAUAUGCAUCAACACCAAGCACAAAAUCGACAACAAACCCCUCCUUCUGAAUUUGAUAACCAACAAGCACUUCAAACACUUUUAAGAGGCAUAAAUGAAAUGUUUGAAAGUAAUGCUGCCCAAGCUGCAAUAGCAACAACAAAUCCUAAAGAGUAUAAAUUAAUUGACUUUUUUAUUUUUUUAGAAGAUAAUGAUAAAAACCCAAUAGAAUGA
Molecule: messenger RNA, 360 nt
Organism: Dentiscutata erythropus
Lineage: Eukaryota; Fungi; Glomeromycota; Glomeromycetes; Diversisporales; Gigasporaceae
Source: the annotation of a GenBank genome assembly